Durusdinium trenchii is the source of this 3648-nucleotide messenger RNA. The record is from the annotation of a GenBank genome assembly. Lineage: Eukaryota; Dinophyceae; Suessiales; Symbiodiniaceae.
AUGCGGCGGAGGCACCGCUCAACGGGCUCCUCUCUGCCUACGCCGACGCCGACGCCUCGCCGACCACGGCGGGCGAGGUGGCGGAUGCGGGCGCCGUGGGCAGCAGCAAGCCGGUGGCGGCGGAGGGUGAUGAGGUCUGCCGCCCAAAAACGAAAGGAGCGUGCCCGGUCGCCGGGGCUCGAGGUGGACGUGAAGGCCGGGCCUGUCGAGGCAGCGCCCGCCGAGGCAGCGCCCGCAGAGGCACCUGCCGAGCCGGCUGAGCCGCCAGCUGUGCCUGACAUGCUGCAGGUACUGGGAAAUGCUGAGAUCCCAGAGGCACCCGCGCUUGACGCGAAGGCUCCGGAAGUUGCCACGAAACCUCCAGACAAGGUCUCCAGCUUGCUGGGCAUGUUUGAGCGUUCCUUCGAGACCGCUCAAGCGGCCCUGCCGACGCCUCCGCCUUUCGACCCGCUGGCGGCCUUGGACCUGCUGGGGCCCAACCCCUUCGGCCUCUUGGAGACGGAGCUGCCGGACCCGCCGCCGGAGGCCAAGCGCCGCAAGAUCGAUGGUGGGAAGCGGGUCUACGUGGUCCGCCAUGGCGAGGGUGAACAUCAGCUCAAGGGUUAUGUUCAUCCGAAAGGCUACGGCCUUGGACCAGACCUCACGGAGCUAGGCCGGCGGCAAGCCUUGAGUGCGAAGGAGGUCAUUGUCAAUGAGUUGCCAGAGCUGAAAGAACUCAUGGAGGCAGAGGAUCCUGACGCAUCCUCGGGUCUAGAGACUUUGGUCGUGGCCUCCAACUUGUUGCGAGCGGUGCACACCGCUGUGCUGCUGAACCCGAAUCCCGAGCCCUCCCAGGUGCUGGUGCAUCCCUCCUUACGCGAGCGGAUACUGGAUGAUCGGGACGAGCCCUCCGAGCUGAACCACCUGCGCGAGUGGCUUAUCGACCGGCACUAUGAUGCCAAGGUGGACCUAAGUCUUUACGAGCAAGAGCUGAUUCAGGCAGGGGCGGCCAGCAGCGACGUGGGGAAUCCUCUGGACCUGCAGGACCCAGCGAAACUCCACGAGAUCUACCUGAAGAGGUGUCGAAGCCUUGACCUGAGAGAUGAUAGCUGGAACGCCAAGCAGAACAAGGAGAUGCUGCAGAAGAGGGCUGAAAGCUUCACGCAAUGGUUGGAAGAGCAUGCCUGCCCGGUGCUAGUGCUGGUGGGCCAUGCCUGUUUCCUGGGGAUGAUCACAGGCGACAAGGAAUGGAUCGAGAAUGGCGAGGUGCGGUCCUACGCCCUGCGGGAGGGCUACUGGACUCGCUUGCAGAAGCUCAACCCACCGCCUUCUUCUCGGGCCCAGCGGGCCUGGGCCAAGAAGUCCAAAACGGUUCCCUCACGGAUCCCGGCCGCAGGCGCCGAAGCCAUGGAAGACAAUGCCACCCUCCUCGAGGAGGCUCGUAUUUGCGAGCCCGGGGGGAGCGGUCAGUUGCUGCCCCUGGGUGGCGACUGGGAGAUCGAGCUCAAUCCGAGAGUGCGGAUGGUGCUCUACUUCAUGGGAUUAAUAUAUAGCUUCAUGGGCGUCAGUAUAGUGGCUGAUUUGUUCAUGUCAGCCAUCGAGCGUGUCACCAGCGUGCAGCGCUGCGUGCAGAUCGGGACCUCAAAGAGGUUUCGCACAGCACCAGUUUGGAAUGAGACAGUGGCAACCUUGACUUUGAUGGCGCUUGGGUCCUCAGCGCCGGAGAUCAUGCUUUCCCUCAACGACAUCGUCAAGCGGACCUUCGUGCAGGGAAAGUUGGGAGCUUCCACCAUUGUGGGGUCUGCAGCCUUCAAUCUUUUCGUCAUUGUGGCGGUGUGUAUCAACACGAUCCCCGCAGGCGAAAGUCGACAGAUCAAGCAGCGCGGGGUCUAUGCCAUCACCGCGUUCUUCUCGAUCUUCGCGUACGUCUGGCUGCUCUUCAUUUGCGUGGUCAGUUCCAUCGAUGAGAUUGAGCUGUGGGAAGGUAUGGUCACCUUCAGUUACUUCCCGAUCUUUGUCACGAUCUGUUAUUUGGCAGACAUCGGAGUACUGACCAUCGAGAAUUUGCGGUCGAAACUUUGUCCAAAGCGCUAUGACGAAGAGGCGGACAACGCGCCAAAGACCUGGCUCGAGAAAUUCAAGGUGGAAAACUUCCGGGAAGAGGACUUGGAUCCCGAGGAGAAGAGGCGUCGAGAGGAGGAAGAGAAGAAACGCGAGGCGGCUCGAAUGGCCAAGGAGCGGGAGAUGGGCAUGAACCUGAAGAGUGGCGGCAGCGGAUCUUGCGAGCUUGCUGCCGCCGUAGGCAAGACCCAGCACAGCUGGAGGAGGAUGUGGAGGUGCCCUUGGAGGAGGAGGAACAUAAUACAUAUCUUUCGGAUCCCAACAUCCCCUUGCUGGACGAUGAUGGGAACCCCCCUUGAGAAUGAGUACGGCAUCAUUACCUUCAGCCAGCACUCCGUGACCAUUCGUGCCAAGAACGAGGUGCAGAAUAUCCCAGUGGAGAUUGUCCGGAAGAACGGCAACGAAGGCAAAGUGACCUGCACCUACCGCUUGGAACAGUUGUCGGCCAUCCCAGGCUUUGACUACGAAGAGGAUGAGGGAGAGAUCCAAUUCAGAGAUGGGGUGCAGACGGCGGAGAUCUCGCUGACCAUCUUGCCGAAGAAGCGAGGGGAGAGGAGUGAUCGAUUUCAAGUGGUGCUUGAGGAGCCCACAGGCGGUGCGGAAUUCAACCCGGACUUUGAUGGGGGCGAAGAGUGCCAACGUCUGACGAUCGUGGUGGAGAAUGAGAUCCGCGGAGGCAGUUGCUUCACCGCCUUGAUCGACGCCGUGGUGAACCUCGAUGAGCUUCGACAGGGCACGUCCUUGUGGAAAGCGCAAAUCUUAGAGGUGAUCUUUGUUGGAGGCAGCAAGGAAGAACAGGACCAAGCUGGAGCACUGGACUGGUUGAAUCACCUGAUCUGGCUUCCCUGGACCUUGAUCUUCGCACUUUUCACCCCGCCGCCGGCCUACCUGGGCGGCUGGGUUUGCUUCUUCAUCUCCCUCAUGCACAUUGCCUGGCUCACGAUCAUCAUCGGCGACCUGGCCGAGCUCUUUGGUUGUGUGGCCAAUGUGGAUGACAACAUCACUGCCAUCUCCUUCGUGGCCCUGGGUACCUCUGUGCCGGACCUCUUUGCCUCGAUGACGGCGGCGCGGCAGGACCCCACCGCGGAUGCGUCCAUCGUCAACGUGACUGGGAGUAACUCCGUGAACGUCUUCCUGGGCAUUGGCAUGCCUUGGCUCUUAGCAUCCUUCUACUGGUACAUGCAGGGCACCACCUUCGCCGUGACGUCCCAGGGGAUGAGCUUUAGCGUGCUGGCCGGGGCGACCCCGGGUCGGAGCAGGGGUGUUUACCUGUGGCGCCUGCGUAGUGCUCACAGUGAUCCAGUGGGGGCGCCGAAGCGGCUGCAGCGCGGUGCUGAAGCACCGAGCUUCGGCGAACUGGGCGGCCCCGUGGACGCCAAAGCGUACUCCUCCUUCCUGCCCGGGGUGCCCAGGGGACCGGGAGCGGACCUGAAAGACCCACCUGGGAGCGAUUCCGAGUGGCAUCCGGUGCUCCGGGGCACGGGGGGUGACGGAAGUCGUGAAGAACAAGACUUGGGUGGGGGUCCUGGUGGAGGGGAGUCUUUGUAA